AUACAUGGGUUUUAAAUAUUAUACACAUACUUGAAAGACCCACAUACAGACAGAAAUCAAAACAAUGAAGAUCUCCUUGCUCUCUCUCCUCUUCUUCAUCUUAACCUUCACAACCAAACCUUUGCACAGCGCCGAAUCCGACGUUGUAUUAGACAUCGACGGCAAUGAAGUUCGCGUCGGUCCCACCUACUACAUCAUCCCGAGUGUUCUACAGCUUCUCGGAGGUGGAUUAACGUUUCGCGGAUCUGAUACCAAACCCUGUCAACUCACCGUCGCACAAGACCGGUGCAACAUAGACACCGGCCGGCCGGUAAUAUUCUCGCAGUACGUGCGAACCAAAGACGGCGUUGUCCGACAAUCAACAGACAUAAACAUUAAGUUCAUCAACAAGACCAAAUGCGGCGAAUCGACUGUGUGGAAAGUUAGCCGGUUUGGUGGGACGUCGGGGAAAUUUUUGGUGACGGAUGGUGGACAUGAAAGCCGGAAAGAUGAGAUACAUUAUUUGGGAUCUGAGCUGAGCUUGUUCAAGAUUAACAGCACUGAAUCUGGUUACUAUAAAUUGGUUUUUGAUCCGAGUGUUCGAAUUCCCCCUGGAGUUCCUCGAGGUGAACUUGAUAUUUUUAUUGAUAAUGGAAUUAGACGUGCGCAGGUUGUGGAGGAGAAGACAAAGUUUGAGGUUUCGUUUGUCCGAGUUAAUAGUCCUUCCGUUAAACGAUGGGGAAUGUAAUUGUUCGUGCAUGUAAUAGCCAUCUUCUUCUUCUUCUUCUUCUCCGAGUUUGUGGUUUAUAAAUAUAUAUUUUCGGUUAAUAUAUUAACGAAAUGUAUGAA
Messenger RNA from Carica papaya (papaya), 828 nucleotides. RefSeq names its product latex serine proteinase inhibitor-like. The record is from RefSeq and is a predicted model, not a curated record. Gene Ontology annotation, molecular function: endopeptidase inhibitor activity. Lineage: Eukaryota; Viridiplantae; Streptophyta; Magnoliopsida; Brassicales; Caricaceae.